This is a messenger RNA of Xylona heveae TC161, 1450 nucleotides long. RefSeq lists its product as hypothetical. Gene Ontology annotation, cellular component: nucleus; nucleosome. Gene Ontology annotation, molecular function: structural constituent of chromatin; nucleosomal DNA binding; double-stranded DNA binding. Lineage: Eukaryota; Fungi; Ascomycota; Xylonomycetes; Xylonales; Xylonaceae. Gene Ontology annotation, biological process: negative regulation of DNA recombination; chromosome condensation; nucleosome assembly. Bases 296 to 961 code for a protein of 221 amino acids. The transcript has 7 exons. The record is from RefSeq and is a predicted model, not a curated record.
GUCGAGAACCCCCAAAUCCAGCGGAAGGUCUGUCUCGAGCCAAACGGUAUGCGGGCGGAAUGACCAGCUCGGACCAAUGGGAUGCUUCCAUUCCCCAGAGCACCUCGUCAGAUCAACUCUCGCGUAGACCGAAUAUAAAUUGUCGCAUCGCCCACCUGCGCACGCGGGGUUUUGGGCCCAAAACACCGUCUGCUCGACCACACCACGCAAGUAUCAGCCUUUCGAUUCUAAUUCUCGACUAUCUCGCCGAUUCUCUCAGCUUCUCGCUUUCUCGUCCAUACCAAAUACUAUCGCAAUGCCUCCAAAGAAAGCCUCCACUGGCGCCGCGCCCAAGAAGGCUGCUGCCGCUCCUACUCACCCUUCCUAUAAAGAUAUGAUCAAGGAGGCCAUUUUGAAUCUCAAGGAGCGGAAUGGUAGCAGUCGCGUUGCGAUCAAGAAAUACGUCCAGGCCAACAACAACCUUGGCGCUACUUCCGAGAAGGCUUUCAACAACCAGCUGAACCGCAGCAUUAGAGCCGGUGUCGAGAGCGGUGAAUUCGCACAGCCUAAGGGCCCCUCUGGUCCCGUGAAGCUUCAAAAGAAAGUUGCCGCUCCCAAGCCUGCUGCUAAGCCUGCGGCUGCCAAGAGCUCUACCACCAAGGCUACUACCACGAAGAAGGCUGCUGCUCCUAAGAAGACCACCACGACAAAGAAGACCACGACCCCCAAGGCGACUACCACCAAGAAGGCCACCGCUGCCAAGCCAAAGGCGAAUGCCAGCAAGCCCAGAAAGACCUCCACGGUAGCACCCGCUGUGACUGAGAAGCCCGUGGAGCUUACCAAAACCAAGUCCGGCCGUGUCGCCAAGACCACCAAGCAACCUGCGGCAGCAAAGAAGGCUGCUCCCAAGAAGACAGCGACAAAGAAAACUUCGACCCCCAAGAAGACAGAGACUGCUGCGGCCCCUGCUGCGGCAGCCUAAGUCCUGUGCUAUAUCAUAUUUGACUUCUUGUUUCUGCGUGUCUAUGAAAAGCCAGUUCGCUUAAUUGGCUGUGUCUUAACGGUGAUGGGAGGAGUCCGGCGGGAAUCUCGUGUGUUUUAUUAAUCUUGUUAUUCUCACUACGUGCCAUCCUGUGCGAGUACCUGGUUUUUCUCACUUUGUGGGUUCUAUCGAAGGUCUCUUGUCUGUGUAGCGUUUCGGGUUGGGUCUCUACGGGUCACUGAGGGUUGUCUCUUUAUGUUCGGUCGCGUUUAGGGCAAAUGAAUUCCCAUUGCGGGUAGUCUUCAGCUUAUUGAAGGUUUUCUUUUCUAAUUCCACUUACGAUUUAUCGACCACGUCUCUUCUGUUGUGUUGUCAUCGUGAUGGAUUUUGCAGAGAUUCAAGGAGGUAGCUCAAAAGUGCCGUGGUCUAUUUGGCUGCAGGCUUUCCCAUGCUAGAUCGAAUUUCUUAUCAAGCUUUUGAACCACAAGC